Messenger RNA from Pseudoliparis swirei, 2695 nucleotides. RefSeq lists its product as uncharacterized. The transcript has 2 exons. Bases 168 to 926 code for a protein of 252 amino acids. The record is from RefSeq and is a predicted model, not a curated record. Lineage: Eukaryota; Metazoa; Chordata; Actinopteri; Perciformes; Liparidae.
ACUCUUCCUGGAUGUAUUUGUCAGAGAUUAUUUGAGUGCGACGCUCAUUCAACAUCUCUACAUUCACACAAUGCCAACAACACGGUGGUUUGCGUAUGAGAAAAAGAUGGACGCCCAAUAACAUUGAUGUUUGGAGCAGUUAGUCGCGACGCUGAAUUACGACUUCGAUGGUAGACGUGCUCAGGUUUUUAGCUAAACUACAUGUUAACGGCACCCAGACUGGAGGGGUCCUCUCUGUGUGCAGCUGCCACGGCAGAUUAACGCACCGGCAUAAACUGACUUUUCUCAGACUGAAAAAAAAACCCUGUCUUUGCAACAACAAAAUGUCGUGGUUCAAUCACGUCAGUCCAGACUUGAACCAGCAGCAGCGACCGCAGCCCGCUGACAGCGACAGGCUCGCAGCCACGGACGUGCCCGGCUUCAGGCUCAGGGCUCCCGCACAGGGGUCCCCGACCAUGGCGACACAGCACUGGACCGGGUGCUCCACUCCCAGCGCGGAGGACUUUCCAUCGGCUCCGCGGGGGGUGAGCAGCCCCCCCAGCCUCGGGAACCUGUCCUGCGCCUCUCCGGGUGCGGGCAGGCUCCGGGAGCCGGAGCCCAUCUCCUACGUGAGCCUCCAGGAGCAGCGGUGCGUCCUGAGCUGGUUCCAGGGCUGGACCGCCGCUCAGCGGGACCGGUUCCUCCAGGACCUGCUGGGGAAAGCUGUGCCAGGCAAAGUGUGCACCCUCCUGGAUUCACUCGGCACUCUUCAGGUUAAAGACAGACUACCAAACAUCUAUGAAUGCCAGCUGCGCCUGUGGACCCAGUGGUUUGAGUCCUGGGGAGAGGAGGAGAGGAAUCAUUUCCUGCACAUACUGGAGGAGCAGGACCCAGUUUUUGUGGGCCACUUUUACAGGAUGGUAGCCGGGACAGCGGGAAGAGACUGACUGACGUUCACGUUGUGAUUGGGAGAAGCAAGUGAUGACCACGAGAUGUGUUCAGGAGGGGACAUGUGCUUGUAAAUGUGUGUUGAAACGGAGGAAGGUCUCUUCAGAGAAGUGUUUGCGUCGCCGUCCGUGGGAUUUAUUGUUACAGAUAAAAACCUUUUCAUUAUCAGAGCGCUCAUGCUCAUUCAGUAUACGCUGUUUUUAUUCCGUUUCAUACACCGGGGGUCUCCAGGGCUGCGUCGCGCACCACUCUUCAGUUCAGAACUUUUUUUUGCCGAAUGCUUCCAUCACGGGCGAAGCUCCACCAUGUCGUGACCCAAUGGAGUGAACUUUAAAUGAACAGGUUUAACAUCUAAAGAGGGUUACUUUCUUUCUGUUCUGGACCUGGUGUUUAAAACACCAGGAAUGACAUGGACCAGAGGACACAUUCUCUUAUAAUAAACACAAUACGUCAUUGUAACAUUUGUUUUUUUAACAUUCAGCAGCAGCAACAACCACAACUGUUUGAGAACUACUCAGGGGAUUGUUUUAUGACCUAUUGAGAUACGCGGCUACGGUUUGCCUUGUUUUUUAUUCUAUCCAAUCGAACGAUCCGGGAGGAAGGGACACUUGGUUUCGGACUUUCACCAUCCACAACACACGUUAAUAAAAGGAUAUAUUUUGUCAGUAAAGAGUACAUAUGAGAUCUGUCCCUUUUUGUAGUCCGACAUAAUUCCAAAAAUGUGAGCGGUUGCAUCUGAACCGGAAUAAGAGCGGCUCUCCUGUCGACUGCUGUGUGCUGACCCCGUUUGUUCAGAACCGUCGGAUUGAAUGUUGUUCGCUCCCUUUCUUUGAGAAGAUUGGCUGGCCGUCCCCCGAGGCGGUAACAAAGCCUCUCGGCACCUCCCAGUAACGUCUGCCAGAGGAGAAGCCGAUUGUGCCCAGGACGGAGAGAUUCACAUGAAACCGGCCUGGAUGGUGGAGGCCGGCUCGUAUUUCCACAGAAGUGGAUAUCUCGCUGUUCUCUGCAGACGGAGCUCUUCUCUGGUGCGCUGUGUUUGGAUCCAAGAUCACCCUGCCUGUAAGACCGGGACAUGUCGUAGAUCAUGUGUAUCUUUACAUCACAUUUUUUAAAGGAAACUAACACUAAGGAGUUUAAAGGAGUCCUCCGGUGAUUUUAAAUGUCACUUCCGUCAAAUUCAGGGAAUCAUAAGUGACACGCAUUAAAAGAAGAAUUGUCAAAAUGUAGGUAGCAGAGGCUGAGAGAUCCUGACUUUUGGGCCUCAGCCUGGGUCAACCUACAACACAGAGGAUUGGACUUUCAUUCCCUGUCUUGUAAACGUUGAUUUCCCCAGACUUGACAAAGCUCCUCCAGAACCAGAACAGACAGGAAACAAACAUCCGGCUGAUCCUCCGUACAGUUGGAUUCACAUCUAACAUGUGACCUGUCUGUUUGGGUGUAGGAUUGGAGAUAUUUGUUCGUGAAACUUGUGCAGUUUGAACAUUUAUCAGUUUGGAUUUAAACGUUCAUUCAAAUUAGAAAUAUACGAACAAAUCUGCAUCGCGGAAAAAUUCCAAGAAUUCAAAUGAAGUCUCGUGUGUGUGACUCACUGGGAUGGAUCGUCUUAUCUUCCACUUCACUCAGUUUCAACAUCUGAGGAGAGAGAAAGGACAUGUGUUUUUUUGAGGUGUGUGUGUGUGGGGGGAUAUACAGGACUGUCUCAGAAAAUUAGAAUAUUGUGAUGAAGUUCUUUAUUUUCUGUAAUGCAAUUAAAAAAACAAAAAUGUCA